CGGGCUGGGGCGCGGGGCGCAGAACCUGCUCCAGAGCCCGCCUCCUUGCACUUUGCUGUUGAGAAUGAAGACGUCGUGAGGACCGGGUGUCGGCUCCCAGCGUGUCAGCCCCGCCAGGCCUGUGCACGGAGCUGGGCGGUGCUGUCUGCUGCCCAUCUCAGCUGGCAGAGCUGCUUCUCGUGUCUGCACAUCUGUUUGAACAAAACAGCCAUGGGCCAGACUGGGAAGAAGUCGGAGAAGGGACCCGUUUGCUGGCGGAAGCGCGUCAAGUCCGAGUACAUGCGGCUGCGGCAGCUCAAGCGGUUCCGGAGGGCCGACGAAGUCAAGAGUAUGUUUAGUUCCAACCGUCAGAAAAUUUUGGAAAGAACGGAGAUCUUAAACCAAGAAUGGAAGCAGCGAAGGAUCCAGCCCGUGCACAUCCUGACUUCUGUGAGCUCAUUGCGCGGGACCAGGGAGUGUUCGGUGACCAGUGAUUUGGAUUUUCCAACACAAGUCAUCCCAUUAAAGACUCUGAAUGCGGUUGCUUCAGUCCCUAUAAUGUAUUCUUGGUCUCCCCUGCAGCAGAAUUUUAUGGUAGAAGAUGAAACUGUUUUACAUAACAUUCCUUAUAUGGGAGACGAGGUUUUAGACCAAGAUGGGACUUUCAUUGAAGAACUAAUAAAAAAUUACGAUGGAAAGGUGCACGGGGAUAGAGAAUGUGGGUUUAUAAAUGACGAGAUUUUUGUGGAGUUGGUGAACGCGCUGGGCCAGUACAAUGACGACGAUGAUGACGACGAGGUGGAUGACCCUGAGGAGCGAGAAGACAAGCAGAAGGACCUGGAGGACAGCCGUGACGAUAAAGAAAGCCGGCCACCUCGAAAAUUUCCUUCAGAUAAAAUUUUUGAAGCCAUUUCCUCGAUGUUUCCAGAUAAGGGCACAGCAGAAGAACUAAAAGAAAAGUACAAGGAGCUCACUGAGCAGCAGCUCCCAGGCGCGCUCCCCCCCGAGUGCACCCCGAACAUCGACGGGCCCAACGCCAAGUCCGUGCAGCGGGAGCAGAGCCUGCACUCGUUCCACACGCUCUUCUGCCGGCGCUGCUUCAAGUAUGAUUGCUUCCUGCACCCUUUCCACGCCACACCCAACACUUACAAGCGGAAGAACACAGAGACAGCUCUGGACAACAAGCCUUGUGGGCCACAGUGUUACCAGCACUUGGAGGGAGCGAAGGAGUUUGCUGCCGCCCUGACGGCCGAGCGGAUCAAGACCCCACCAAAGCGCCCCGGGGGCCGUAGGAGAGGGCGGCUCCCCAACAACAGCAGCCGCCCCAGCACCCCCACCAUCAACGUGCUGGAGUCGAAGGACACGGACAGUGACAGGGAGGCUGGGGCUGAGACGGGGGGCGAGAACAACGACAAAGAGGAAGAGGAGAAGAAAGACGAAACCUCCAGUUCUUCUGAAGCGAAUUCUCGGUGUCAAACACCCAUAAAGAUGAAGCCAAAUAUUGAGCCUCCCGAGAAUGUGGAGUGGAGCGGCGCCGAGGCCUCCAUGUUCAGGGUGCUCAUCGGCACCUACUAUGACAACUUCUGCGCCAUCGCUAGGCUAAUUGGGACCAAAACAUGUAGACAGGUGUAUGAAUUUCGAGUCAAAGAGUCUAGUAUCAUCGCCCCAGCCCCCGCCGAGGAUGUGGACACCCCUCCUCGGAAGAAGAAGAGGAAACACAGGUUGUGGGCUGCGCACUGCAGGAAAAUACAGCUGAAGAAGGACGGCUCCUCCAACCACGUUUACAACUAUCAGCCCUGUGACCAUCCGCGGCAGCCUUGCGAUAGCUCCUGCCCUUGUGUGAUCGCACAAAAUUUUUGCGAAAAGUUUUGUCAGUGUAGUUCAGAAUGUCAGAACCGCUUUCCCGGAUGCCGGUGCAAAGCCCAGUGCAACACCAAGCAGUGCCCAUGCUACCUGGCUGUCCGAGAGUGCGACCCUGACCUCUGUCUCACCUGCGGGGCUGCUGACCACUGGGAUAGUAAAAAUGUGUCCUGCAAGAACUGCAGCAUCCAGCGGGGCUCCAAAAAGCAUUUGCUGUUGGCACCGUCCGACGUGGCGGGCUGGGGCAUCUUCAUCAAAGACCCUGUGCAGAAGAACGAGUUCAUCUCCGAGUACUGCGGUGAGAUCAUUUCCCAAGAUGAGGCAGACAGGAGAGGGAAAGUGUACGAUAAAUACAUGUGCAGCUUCCUCUUCAACUUGAAUAACGAUUUUGUGGUGGACGCAACCCGCAAGGGCAAUAAAAUCCGUUUUGCGAAUCAUUCGGUGAAUCCGAACUGCUAUGCAAAAGUCAUGAUGGUCAACGGCGACCACAGGAUAGGGAUUUUUGCGAAGAGGGCCAUCCAGACUGGCGAAGAGCUCUUCUUCGAUUACAGAUACAGCCAGGCGGAUGCCCUCAAGUACGUGGGCAUCGAACGAGAAAUGGAAAUUCCUUGACCUCUGCUACCUCCUCCCCCUCCUCCUCCACGGAACAGCUGCCUUAGCUUCAGGAACCUCGAGUACUGUGGGCGAUCUGGAAACAGAAAAUACAGUUUGGAAUUCUGAAUUUGCGAAGUACUGUAAGAAUAAUUUAUAGUGAUGAGUUUAAAAAAUCAACUUUUUAUUGCCUUCUCACCAGCUGCAAAGUGUUUUGUACCAGUGAAUUUUUGCAAUAAUGCAGUGUGGUACAUUUUUCAACUUUGAAUAAAGAUACUUGAACUU
Talpa occidentalis (Iberian mole) is the source of this 2715-nucleotide messenger RNA. It is a transcript of the gene EZH2, whose product is annotated as enhancer of zeste 2 polycomb repressive complex 2 subunit. The transcript is spliced from 21 exons. Lineage: Eukaryota; Metazoa; Chordata; Mammalia; Eulipotyphla; Talpidae. Bases 211 to 2451 code for a protein of 746 amino acids. Gene Ontology annotation, biological process: chromatin remodeling. Gene Ontology annotation, molecular function: histone H3K27 methyltransferase activity; protein binding. The record is from RefSeq and is a predicted model, not a curated record.